AACAAUAUGGCGGCCGCCGAGUUGGACCGACGGGGAUGGCAUCUCUCAGAUGAGGGCAUUGCUCAGUGUACAGGGGGCAACGACAAGAGUAAUGCAGAUGCCAUCAUCAAGAAAGCACUGGAUAGUGACCUGAGAGAUGUGGGGGGUAAAUGGCUGAAUGAGGAUAUUAACAGAGGACGUCUGGAUUAUGUGGAAGGGCCAGCAGUUCUGCAACUACAGAAGUUGCGAGUGGUGUCAGCUCCCAAAGAUAAUGAGGAAUCGCAGACAGCCCCUCGAUUAUGUCGACUGUCUUUGACAGAUGGCCACACGACGUGUUCAGCAGUUACUCUGGAAGCAGUCAAGGGACUUGGGGUGAACACUCCGCCAGGGAGCAAGGUGCUGCUGUCCGGGACAGUGGAAGUGGAAACCAACUUUCUCCUUCUCAACGGCAAAAACACCAGCCUGCUUGGUGGCCACGUGGAGAGUCUGGCAGAUCCCUGGGAACUGAAGAAGACACUUGCUAAACAGUCUCAGAUCAGGUCCAAUAUGAGAGGAGAGGGAGGGCCACCAUUAUUUGUUCCAUUUGGGAAAAAGAUUGCAAAUGAACCGUUGCCUCCUGCAAGGAAAGAUAACUUCAAGUCUCUGAACAACAACAAGGAGAAGAAGAUAGAGGAGGAUAGCGAGUUUCAGCAGCAGCGGCAGGCCACCAUUAACCAAGCCCUACAGGCCAAGUCUCACGGAGGGGGAGUCAAGACUUUUGGCGGAGGACAGAAGCAGCCUAUCAACGAUAAAGAUCUGGCCCGCAUCGUGGAAAUGGGUUUCUCCGCAGAAGAAGGAACUUCAGCUCUAAAAGUGUCCGGGGGUAACGUCAGCGAGGCAAUCAACACUCUUUUGUCGGGAGGUCAUCGAUAUCAAAGAGGGGGCGACAGGGGAGGCGAUCGAGGAGGAAGACAAGGUUCCCGGGGUGGAGGUUCAGAAAACAGAGGUGAAGGUCGACGAAGAGGACGUGACAGAGAAUUUGAUGAAGACGGUGAUGGCCCUCUGAACACACGACCAAGUGGCCCAGCGACGUUGUUCGAUUUCCUUGAAACCAAAAUCCCUGCCAAAGAAGAAUCUCACAGAGGAGGACGGGGUGUGGAGCGACCCGCGACCUCACUUCUGCCGCCACCUGCCUCAGCGUCAGCCGCCAACUCAACCAGGCACAAUCGGGACCAGGGCUACAGCGACAAGCCAGAUCGCCGUCCUCAAUCCUCCCAGCCCUACUCAUCGUCUACCUCAUCGUACGACUCGAGGUCCACUCAGAACCGCAUUAAUUUUCACCACCGCGACGGCGGCGGCCCUCCCCGAGGUGGUUACCGCGACAACGCGGACCACCACGCUGGGGAAGACAGCGGCCCCGGUCACUGGAACAGGCAGCAGCAGCAACAUCAGCAGCAGCAGAACCUACCUCCACGGUUUGCCCGCAUGGGAAGGGGGGAUGGUGGUCAAGGAGGAGGAGGAGCUCCCGGGGAGAGGGGGAAUAGCUACAACAAUCAAAACAAACAGUGGAAGGAGGGCAACCGAUAUCAGCAACAAGGUCGGGGUCAGGAUUACUCUGGCCGCGACGGAGGGGGUCCGAAGAAUGUACAGCAGCCGGGCGGCGGCAGAUACAAUAACAAUCAGUUUUCAAAUGACUCCAGGCCGCCCCGAGAGCCGCCGCAGCAGCAACAGGAGAACGACUUCAAAAAACAACCUCCGAACCAGGACCAUAACGCAGCGAAAGACAAGGGGAACGCUCGGGCCGACGGCCAGAGAGUGCAGGGUAAUAAUAACGACAGCACUGGCGGGCCGAAUCGCAACUCUAGUCGAGGCGACACGCGGGAUGGGAAAAACUUUGAGCAAACCGGAGGAGGAGGAGGAGGGCCAGGCAGGUCUCAUCAGAACAGAGGUCCGUCUCAGCGGGGGCCGUACAAUCAGCAGCACGUGCCGCCUUCAGCUGGUGCGCCUGGUUACCCCCCACAGGUCGCACUGGACGCUCACCACAUGCCAUACGGAGGGAAACCGGGCUUUGGUGGACCGCAGUUUCCUGGAAACGGAGCCGUCCCUGUUGGCCUGGGCGACACUUGUCUAGCCCGGUAUUGGGAAGAUAAUGAGUUCUACCCAGCUGUAGUGGAGGCCAUUGCCCCAAAUGGCAACACAGUGGUGGUCACUUUUAUCGAUUACGGAAACCAUGAGGAAGUUUUUGUCGGAGAUGUCCAACCUUUGCAGCAGUCAGGCUGGAAUCCCCAGCACUUCCACGCAGGACCCGCCUUUGUGCCGCCCAUGGAGUUCACACGAGGCGGUGGCUACUACAGCGGUGGGGGAGGUCGACGACACGACACCGGUGAGAGACGCAAGCCCACCCAGUCCUACUACCAGCCACCCAAUCAGAAGUCUCAUUGACCCCGCGCGUCUGCUGUCUUUUGAUUAUGAUGUUAGUCCUUGUUGUACAUUUGUAAUAUAUAACGCCCGGAGAAUCAUACAGACUGUGCACACCAUCUUCUCAUUUGUUUAUUCUAAGACUAUGAUACUUAAAUUUUGUAAGUGUCCGACUGUCAGGCCUGUGGUUAUCGUCUGAGCCUGUAUACUACGUAAAUUUUGGAUGAAAGUCAAGUAUAACUCUCCAUGUCUUCAUGCAUGACAACAACUACUACCAACAGUGUUCCCUGUUUCUGAAAUUCCACAGAACACAGCUGGAACGCCACAGUGGAUUCUUUUUGGUAACUGGAGAAUUGCAGACUAGGUGACCUUGGAUGUAAUGCACGAGGUCAAACAAUUUAAAAGGGAGGGGGCUAUACUUUGCUGUUCCGAUUCUGUAAGUUUCCAGCUGUCAGACCUCUAGGUGUUCAACUAAGAAUCAUGCACAAGGCAGGCUUCCAUACUUGUUUUUGACCUUGGGUAUAAAGCACAAAACGGGAAUAAGGACAACAUUACAAGAGAGGAUCGGUUGUUGUUUGGUUUUGGGGGGAGGGGGGGUUGCUAUUUGUAAAGGUAGUUGCUGGUCAAGCUAAUGUUUCAAAUGCAACAUUGCUUUUCUUAUUGGUUUCAAUGCCAGGAUAAUGUCAGAGAUAAAAAAGAACAUUGUUUUUCAUUUAGGGGCUUUUUGGUAUACAGCGGAGUCCAGUUUUAUGAGCUGGGAUGAAUUUGAUUCUUUCUUCCGUUGAGUCAUUUAUACGAUUCUGAUUUUUUAAACUGAUUUUUUCCCCCCAUUGUGUUGUUUAUUCGUCCAGAUAAUAUGAAUACAUUGGAUUUUGGGGGGUUUUCUGAACUGUGUCCGAAACCCCGUCUCCCCAUUUACCUACUCAUUCCAUCCCAGGCUGAUUUAUAGAGCAGCAGUCAUUAAUUAAUUGUCCAUGAAGUUAUCAGCAAUAAGAGGGAUGUCUAGUCUUUCUCUGUAUCUUCUUUAUGGACACACUUAUAGUGAACCUGGGUAACUUUGAACGAAAAGAUUAAUUGUUCCUAGCAAGUUCAGGUGAAACUGACUCCACUGUACACACAAAAGACUCUUGACUCAAGCCAUGUGUACAAAAGGGGCAGAUGAGUUUCUUCUGAUUUCUUAUUGUACAUAGUAGAAUCAGAGAAAUCCUGAAGAGGAAAACGCUCUGCAACUGAUCUUAGUGUUUUAUUGAUAUAUGGAUAAGGGGUAUGACUUCAACACUACCGUAUAAAUAUAUAUAAAGGAUGAUUGCAUAUGUACAUAUAUAUUUGUAUGUAGUUUGCAUGGUAUUCUAGAACAUCGCUGCCCGUAUGUAUGAAUGGUGUUGGUCUCUUCCUCAAGUGUUCUUUUAUCGUAGGUACUUAACCAUUUAGUGUUACAUACCUGUAGCUAAGAGUUGUGUGCAUAUGUUUAUGUGGGCCCUACUGAAUGACCAGUGAUGGUUCCAUUUUGAAGUUUCAUGUCCAUCGUUAGCAGUUCUUAAAUUGACAGAAGUAUGUUUGCUUUGCUGUUAUUGUUAGCUUGAAUUUUUCUUUUUUUUUUUUCUUUUUUUUGAACGAAGUGGUGAUGUGCCAACCCCCACAAAUUAAUUUUUAAAAAGAAAAUCUAAGAUAUUGGUAGUAUAUUGCGUGACAUUCAAGAGAAUAUGUUGUUUUGAUGCGCAAAGUGAAGAAAAAUUGUUUUCCUUGACUUGAAAUACUUUCUCCUUCUACUGUUUUCCUUUUUGCUUUUUGCCUGCUCUUCUAGACCUGUAAGGUAGUCUGAUGGAAUUUUUUUCAUGGAAGUGGUGUCCACUUUAUUUUGUCCCUCAUGAUGUGGUUUUGUUAUCUGGCAAUAUACUGGGAACUGUAGCCCUGUUUAUAUACUGGCAGUUAUUUUGUUGAAUAAUAAGUUAAAAAUACCUUUUGCAAUUAUUGUUUGGCGGAGCAUUUCAGAGGAAAGGCAUUGCCUGUUGUCGUUUUACGUGUCUCUGGUUUUUUGUGUCACUUCUUUCUUUAUAUAUAAGCAAAUUUUUUUUUCUGUUAUUGUUUUCUUAGAUUUAUGUAUAUCGCCUGGAGCUGUGUGUACAAAGGAGUAUGUGGUAUAAAAAUGCACUUCAUUAUUAUUAUUAUUAAUAUUAUUAUUAUUUUAACGGUAAGCACUUGAACUUAGAUUCUCUGUACAUGUCAGGGAUGCCAAAUCUCCGUUUUUUCCUGCUUUUUCCGGGUUUUUCAUAGUGCUCCUGCUUGAAAUGGGAGAGGUAAGAAAGAUGGGGGUUUUUUGCUCAUUUAAAAAUUUUGCAAGGUUCGUUUCCGGUGAGGUGUGAUGCUCCGCUCAUUUGGGGGGGGGGGGGGGUCAAAAAUCAUUUGGCAUCCCUGACAUGUACAGCUGAUCAUCUAAAAUGGCCUCGGCCAGUGAUAAUAAUUAUAAAUGCAUUUUUACAUAGCCCAUAUCCACACUCUGCAGCAUGCUGUAUGGGCGUAACAACUAGACCAGUGUCUGGACUGCUCACAAGCAGGGCCUUUAGUCUGUGAUGUUCCUCCCCUCAUGUUACUGUUACACCAAGUUUGCUUUGUUGUUGAGAUGAAUUAGUCAGGCUGUGGGUGGUUGGCAGGUGCUCUGGUUUGGUUUGUUCCUUCUUUCCUAUCAAAUGUCUUAUCGUCCUUAUCCCUCCCCUCCUCCUGUUAUUGUGUUUGUUACUCUCUCAUAACACCUCCAACCUUCAACACAUGCAUUACCUAAUUAUGUUGCAAGUGCUGUAAAAUGGUCGCUUAAACAAGAUAGGUUGUCUAAAGCGACUUUAGUUUCUGUGUGCAAUAUUUUCUUUCUUUGUCAUUGUGCUUGUGAAUAAAUUAUGUUCAUGCAGAGAUAUGUAUAUGUAUUUCUUACGCUGAGAUUCUGUCAAUUUCAAAAUUACAAGAAUGGCUUUUUUGAACAAAUA
This is a messenger RNA of Aplysia californica (California sea hare), 5354 nucleotides long. Its product is annotated as tudor domain-containing protein 3. Lineage: Eukaryota; Metazoa; Mollusca; Gastropoda; Aplysiida; Aplysiidae. Gene Ontology annotation, cellular component: nucleus. Bases 7 to 2400 code for a protein of 797 amino acids. The transcript is spliced from 14 exons. Gene Ontology annotation, molecular function: protein binding. The record is from RefSeq and is a predicted model, not a curated record.